Molecule: messenger RNA, 739 nt
Organism: Striga hermonthica
Lineage: Eukaryota; Viridiplantae; Streptophyta; Magnoliopsida; Lamiales; Orobanchaceae
Source: the annotation of a GenBank genome assembly
UUACGAGUUUCCUGGCCAAGAACCUUAGCAUCGAUAUCGGGGGCCGAGCUCUUGUCGUAGACGCGUUUGUGAUUGAUAUGAAUGACUUUGAUUUAAUUCUUGGCAUGGAUUGGUUCGCGAGAUACCAAGCAGACAUCCGUUGUCGUGAUCGAGAGGUGACGCUACAUUUAUCCGAGGCAGACCACAUCACGUUCUUCGGGACGAAGUCUCGAACCUUACCGCACGUUAUUUCCAUGGCGAAAGCAACGAAGUACAUGCAGAGAGAGGAUUGUCAGGGAUUUCUUGUCAACAUUGUUGGGGAAUCUUCGGAGAAGUUGUUUCCCGGAGAUAUACCCAUUGUUCGUGAGUUUGUGGAUGUUUUUCCCGAUCAGCUUCCGGGAGGACCACCUAACUGCCAGGUGGAGUUCACAAUCGACUUAGUCCCCGGAUCAGGACCCGUGUCGAAAGUGCCGUAUCGCAUGGCGCCGAAAGAGCUUCAUGAGUUAAAGGUUCAGAUUCAGGAGCUGUUGAGUCUCGGUUUCAUCCGACCGAGUGUUUCACCUUGGGGAGCGCCUGUCCUCUUUGUUAAGAAGAAGGAUGGGUCUAUGCGUAUGUGCAUCGACUACCGCGAUCUCAACCGGUUGACGGUGAAGAACAAGUAUCCGCUCCCCAGAAUUGAGGAUUUAUUCGAUCAGCUGAGGGGAGCCAACCGCUUUCAGGACUCGUUACGGCCAUUACGAGUUUGUAGUCAUGCCUUUUG